AAAAAAAAAAAAACACCGAAGCUCAAGGUGGGUGGGUGGUGCGAAUUUCAGGGUUCUUCUUCUCUCUCUCUCUCUCUCUCUCUCUCUCUGUCCCUGCCAUUUCCUUGCGUAUCCAUCUGUAGAUCUGUUUCAGAGGGCCAGAUCUUGCUCGUUUUAGGGUUGGAUGUGUUGGAUUGGAGCUUGCGUAGUUGGGGGAAGUGGUUUUGAGGUGUAUUUGAGCCAUUAGGGGCUGGAUCUCUUGGUAUAUGUUGCGGUUGUAGCUCUAAUCGAAUUGGUAAAGGUGUGAAUUCGGAAGUGUUUUUUGGGUUAUUUAGUGGGCAGCGGUGUGAAUUUGGACGGGGUUAUUACGCGUUGCGUUGGAUUUAGGGUUUAAAAGAUGGCUUCCAAUCCUCCUCCAUUUCAGGUGGAGGAUCAGACUGAUGAAGAUUUCUUUGAUAAAUUGGUGGAAGAUGAUUUUGUGGCGCCCGAUGAUUCAGGAUCCAAGUUCCUCGAUGGAAGUGAUUCUGAUGAUGCCAAGGCGUUUGCCAAUCUGAGUAUGAAUGAUGCGGACAAUACAUUCAAGGAUUCUGGUGGUGUUGGUGACCGUGAGCAUGAAGCUGUGCUGGAGAAGGGUUCCGUGGAGGCUGAUCCAGGAGCGUUGGGAGCACAUGCAGAGGAGAAGGCUUCAUUGGUUUCUUCUAAUUCUGUCGGGUGCGUUAGUGUGUUGGAAUCGGGAAAUGAUGGUAUUGCAUCGGAAUCGACGUCAGAUUCGUUGGUGAGCAAGAGCGAUGAAUCUGCUGGUCCGGCAAUAAAGGAGGUUGGAUGGAGUUCGUUUUACGCUGAUUCAUCGCAGAAUUGGGGGCAUGGGUUUGGAUCGUAUUCGGAUUUUUUCAAUGAUUUGGGUAUUAAUGAAGCAGGGAAUCCCGGUGGGUCCUUGGAGAAUAAUUUGAAUGGUGCAGCAACAAUUAAAUCUAGUGCAGACGGGAACUAUGCAAAUACCUCUGUUAAUUAUGUGCAGUAUCAAACCGACCAGCAAGUUUACGAAGGAUCCACAGAUCAAGUUUCGGCUGGGCAGGAUUUAAGUAGCAGUCAGCAGUGGGAAAAUCUCUAUCCAGGGUGGAAGUUUGAUUCAGUUUCUGGGCAAUGGUAUCAGGUUGAGGACUCUGCUGCAGCCGCAAAUGUCCAAGGUACCUUUGAUGCCAAUUUGAACGGAGAAUGGGCUGACGUUUCUGGCACGAAAACUGAGGCUGCUUAUUUACAAACUGCUCAGUCUGUUGCAGGGACUGUAACUGAGACUAGCACGACAGAUGAUGUUUCUAACUUUAAUCAGGUAUCACAAGGGACUACUGGGUACCCUGAACAUAUGUAUUUUGAUCCUCAAUACCCUGGUUGGUAUUAUGACACAAUUGCUCAAGUAUGGUGCUCCUUGGAAUCCUACAAUUCAUCAAUUAAAUCAACUAAUGAAGUUCAUGUUCAGGAUAAUGACAACGGGUAUGUAUCACCGAACAGCUAUAAUUAUAGCAACAGUAGUAUUUAUGGCGUUCAUGGGCAACCUAACACAUAUGGAUCUAGUGGUAUUGAUAAUCAAGGCCACGAUGAUAAAUUGACAGGCUCUUAUCAUAAGGAAAAUCAACAGAGUUCGACUACUUGGCAAACUGAAAGUGUUUCAUCUCAGGCUGGCCCAAAUUUUGGUGGAAAUCAGGUACUGGAUAGGUCUACAAGUCCUGAUUUUUCUGUAAAAAAAGAGCAGCAGAAGUCUAUUAGUUCUUUUGGAACAGUUCCAUCAUACUUCCAACCAAGUCAAGGUCGUAAUGAGGUCAAUGGACCUACCAGCUUAAAUAGCUUUCCCUCAACUAUGGAUUAUGGCCAUCAGUUUCAUCAGGAGAAUUCAAAGGAGCAUGAACAUAUGCCUCUAUCGAGUGACUACUAUAGCAAUCAGACACAUGUGACUAAUCUUAAACAAUCUUUUCACGGAGGUCAUCAGUCUUCUUUUGCUUCAAAUAUUGGAAGAUCUUCUGCUGGACGUCCUCCACAUGCAUUAGUAACAUUCGGUUUUGGAGGUAAACUUGUAGUGGUGAAAGACAGCAGCUCAUUUGGAAACUCAACUUACGGAAGUCAGGAUCCUGUUGGAGGGACAAUUUCUGUCUUGAACUUGAUGGAAGUUGUCAUGGGUAACGCUAAUGCCAAUGCUUUUGGCAAUGAUGUUGGUGCAAAUAAUUACUUUAGUGCUCUUUGCCAACAGUCCUUUCCUGGUCCAUUGGUUGGUGGAAGUGUGGGGAGUAAAGAGUUACAGAAAUGGAUUGAUGAAAGGAUUGCAAAUUGUGAAACAUCAGGAAUGGAUUACAGAAAAGGCGAAGCAUUGAGGCUCCUUCUUAAUUUGCUUAAGAUAGGAUAUCAGCAUUAUGGGAAACUUCGAUCGCCAUUUGGCACAGACACUGUGUUACGGGAAAGUGAUAAUCCAGAAUCAGCAGUUGCCACUCUUUUUGCUUCUGCUAAGAUGAAUAACGUACAAUUCAAUAACUAUCAUUCUCUUAGCCGCCACUGCUUGCAGACAUUGCCUUCUGAAGGACAAAUGCGGGCAACUGCUUCUGAGGUUCAGAGUUAUCUUGUAUCCGGUAGAAAGAAAGAGGCUUUACAAUGUGCACAAGAAGGUCAGUUAUGGGGACCUGCCCUUGUUCUUGCUUCACAACUUGGUGACCAGUUUUACAUUGAUACUGUGAAGCAAAUGGCUCUUAAGCAGUUGGUAGCUGGAUCACCUUUGCGGACUCUAUGCCUGCUUAUUGCUGGACAACCUGCUGAAGUUUUUUCUACAGAUACAACGUCUAGCAUCAAUCCUCUGGGUGGUAGCAUGGCUCAAAAUUCUUCACAGUUUUCUGCAAAUAGUAUGCUGGAUGAUUGGGAAGAAAAUUUAGCAGUGAUAACUGCCAACAGGACAAAAGAUGAUGAACUUGUAAUUAUUCAUCUUGGAGACUCCUUAUGGAAAGAAAGGAGUGAGAUAACUGCUGCUCACAUUUGCUAUUUAGUUGCGGAGGCAAACUUUGAGUCAUAUUCGGACAGUGCUAGACUCUGUCUUAUUGGAGCUGAUCACUGGAAAUUUCCUCGAACCUAUGCUAGCCCAGAGGCUAUUCAGAGAACUGAAUUAUACGAGUACUCCAAAGUUCUUGGAAAUUCUCAGUUUAUCCUUCUACCAUUUCAGCCAUAUAAGCUCAUAUAUGCUUACAUGUUAGCGGAAGUGGGGAAAGUUUCAGACUCAUUGAAGUACUGCCAAGCAGUUUUGAAGUCACUUAAAACUGGCCGUGCACCUGAAGUUGAAACGUGGAAGCAGCUGCUGUUUUCUCUUGAUGAGAGGAUUAGAGCACAUCAACAGGGUGGAUAUACAGCUAAUUUAGCCCCUGGAAAAUUAGUAGGAAAAUUGCUCAACUUUUUUGACAGUACUGCACAUCGUGUUGUUGGGGGGUUACCACCUCCUGCACCAUCAAACUCACAUGGUAAUGAACAUUAUCACGAACCAGUAGUCCCCAGAGUAUCAACUAGUCAGUCAACAAUGGCAAUGUCAUCCUUAAUUCCAUCUGCUUCUAUGGAACCCAUAAGUGAGUGGACUACCGAUAGCAGUAAAAUGACAGUUUCGAACAGGAGUGUUUCAGAGCCAGAUUUUGGCAGAACUCCAAGACAGCAGAAUCAUAGCAGUUCUUCAAAGGAAUCAAUUUCAGCUGAUGGUCAAGGAAAAACAUCAGAUUCAAGAGCAUCUCGUUUUGCUCGUUUUGGUUUUGGUUCACAAUUAUUGCAAAAGACUGUUGGAUUAGUCUUGGGGCCUCGUGCGGAUCGGCAGGCCAAAUUGGGUGAGAAGAAUAAAUUUUAUUAUGAUGAAAAGCUGAAGAGAUGGGUUGAGGAAGGCGUUGAAUCUCCUGCAGAAGAGGCAGCCCUACCACCACCUCCUACAACGACGACAUUCCAGAACGGUGGAACUGAUUACAACUUGAAAUCUGUACUAAAGAAAGAAGCACCAUCCAGUGAUGGAAAUGUGGAGUUUCCAACCGCCAAUCCUACUCCUGUAGAAAAUAGUUCCGGAAUCCCCCCGAUCCCACCAAGUUCAAACCAAUUCUCAGCUCGUGGACGGAUGGGUGUUCGUUCAAGGUACGUUGACACCUUCAACCAAGGCAAUGGGAGCUCAGCCAACUUGUUUCAGUCGCCUCCCGUCCCAUCAAUUAAGCCAAAGGUUGCUGCCAAUGCGAAAUUCUUUGUUCCAAGUCCCGCAAUGUCAACUGAACCUACAGAGGAUACGAUACAAGAACCCUCUCGGGAGGACACCACGACCAGUGAACAUCCUUCAACAUCCACCACAAACGAUUCAUUUUCUACUCCCUCAUCAACUACUAUGCCUAUGCAAAGGUUUCCUAGCAUGGGAAACAUGUCAAACAAUGGUGCAAAUAGAAGUGGCAACGGUCCGUUAGUAGCCAACUCCCGACGAACCGCAUCAUGGAGUGGUGCAAACUUCAGUGAUGCCCUUAGCCCCCCUCGUAAACCAACGGGACUUAAACCUCUAGGUGAAGCAUUGGGCAUACCCCCAUCAUCUUUUAUGCCGAGUGAACCACCACCCUCGGUGCACACGCUGAUGAAUGGUGGUGGUGGUGGUGGCAUGGGAGAUGACCUCCAUGAGGUGGAACUUUAAGUAGUUAACAUGUAAAUACCAAGUUUUGUUCCUUAGUUGAUCCACACAGAUACUCAUCAUAUGCAACAAACGCCGUGCCUGCAUCUCUCCCACAUAAAAAGGUCAGUCGUGCACCAGAAUAUAUAGAGUUCAUUAAAAGCAGUCCUCAGAAAGGAUGUGCCCUUUUUGUUUUCUCUGAAAUUUCUUUGUUCCCAACCCUGAAAUUUGUGAACACAAAUAUAGUCGACAAAUCUCUGUAUGUUUAUGCUCAGAUGUCAGUCGGUUCAUUUUAUUCUCCUAGGAGUUCCAACGUACGAUACUUCUGGAGCAGCUAGUAUUUUACAUUAAAGCAAAGACAGAAGAAGGCCUUGCUUGGCACCACUGUACAGUUCAUUUGUUUAUUUUUUUUUCCCCCUCCCCCUGUUUUUUCUGAAACUAGAAAAUGGCCCUUAAGGUGCUUCAAAUUGAUCAUCAAGAUGGGAAAAUGUACUGAAUUGUGAAGAAUAAGAUGAUUUGCUUCUCUCCUUUUUUAUAAUUUUUA
Messenger RNA from Cucurbita moschata (crookneck pumpkin), 5168 nucleotides. RefSeq names its product protein transport protein SEC16B homolog. Gene Ontology annotation, cellular component: ER to Golgi transport vesicle membrane; endoplasmic reticulum exit site. The transcript has 14 exons. The record is from RefSeq and is a predicted model, not a curated record. Gene Ontology annotation, biological process: Golgi organization; COPII vesicle coat assembly; autophagy. Lineage: Eukaryota; Viridiplantae; Streptophyta; Magnoliopsida; Cucurbitales; Cucurbitaceae. Bases 377 to 4648 code for a protein of 1423 amino acids.